Messenger RNA from Cucumis melo (muskmelon), 3379 nucleotides. RefSeq names its product ubiquitin carboxyl-terminal hydrolase 5. Bases 236 to 3061 code for a protein of 941 amino acids. Lineage: Eukaryota; Viridiplantae; Streptophyta; Magnoliopsida; Cucurbitales; Cucurbitaceae. Gene Ontology annotation, biological process: protein deubiquitination. The transcript has 13 exons. Gene Ontology annotation, molecular function: cysteine-type deubiquitinase activity. The record is from RefSeq and is a predicted model, not a curated record.
GCUUGCUCUUCCCAGAACUUGUUUGUCAUCGAACGAGGGUUUGUGUAACUAGCACGAGAUGGAUUGAGUCUUGAAUUCAUAUUCUUCGUAAAUGAAAGAAAAUUUGCACACUCCUCCUCUUCAUCUUUUUGGUUACUCAGAAAAUAUUAGUAAAAUUCAUUUGGGAAUUUAAAGAUUUUCUAACUUUAUUUCGGAGCAUUUAUUCUCUGGAUCUCAGAGGAAAGGAGGCAGGAAGAUGGCCGAAGUCUCUAUGUGUAGCAGUAGUGGCAGCACGGAGCUUACUCCCGAAGAAGAGAGGAUUGUGAUUAGAGACAUUGCUUUGGCUGCUGAAGCUAAUACUAAAGAGGGUGACAUCUUUUAUUUAAUUACUCAAAGAUGGUGGCAACACUGGAUUGAAUAUGUCAACCAAGACCAACCAAUUAAUGCAAAUGAUGGAUCCUCUUUUGCAGAGAUUCAUGAUUCAUUUGGUUCAAGCAUGUUAAAGAGACCUGCUAGUAUCGAUAACUCUGACCUAAUUUAUGAUGCUGCAUCAGAGGACUCUAGUGCGGGCAUUGAAAUACAUGAUACUCUUUUAGAAGGUCGUGACUAUGUUCUGCUUCCACAAGAAGUGUGGAACCAACUAUGCUUGUGGUACGGUGGUGGUCCAAAAUUGGCACGAAAGGUAAUUAGUGCAGGUCUUUCUCAAACUGAAUUGACUGUUGAAGUAUAUCCUCUACGCCUCCAAUUAUUAGAGGUGCCAAAGGGUGACCGCUCCACAAUAAGAAUAAGCAAGAAGGAGACAAUUGGCGAGCUUCACAGACGAGCUUGUGAAAUUUUUGAUCUUAACUUAGAACAAGUAUGCAUUUGGGAUUACUAUGGCCACAGAAAACAUGCUUUAAUGAAUGACAUGGAUAAAACUCUUGAUGAUGCUAACAUUCAGAUGGAUCAGGAUAUUCUUGUGGAGAUUUUAAACCAUGGAAAUCACAAUGCGUUGGGUGGCUGUGCAAGUUAUGUUCAGGAUAAUGGAACAACCGACAAGGAAGCUACUUCUAUUUACUUAGAGGCUUCCAAGUCAAACUUAAUCAGUGCAGGAGGCAUGCCUAACAACAAGGGGGCGUCUAAAACAGAAGUGGUGCAGAGCCAGAACCCGACUUCUUCAAUUAAAGAGUUGGACAAUACAUAUGGGCAAAGUGGUGUUAGUACGAGGGGUUCUUCUUGUGGUCUAACAGGGUUGUUAAAUCUUGGUAACACUUGUUUCAUGAAUAGUGCAAUUCAAUGCCUUGUCCACACACCUGAGUUUGCCCGAUAUUUUCGUGAGGAUUAUCACCAGGAGAUUAACUGGCAGAAUCCGUUGGGCAUGGUUGGUGAGCUUGCCAUGGCAUUUGGUGACUUGCUUAGGAAGCUAUGGGCUCCUGGACGAACGUCUGUUGCUCCCCGUCCUUUUAAAGCAAAGCUUGCUCGUUUUGCACCCCAAUUUAGUGGAUAUAAUCAGCAUGAUUCCCAGGAACUUCUAGCAUUUCUGCUCGAUGGUUUACAUGAAGAUCUGAAUCGCGUAAAGCACAAGCCCUAUAUUAAGUCCAGAGAUGCAGAUGGAAGACCUGAUGAAGAAGUUGCUGAUGAAUAUUGGGCAAACCACAUUGCUCGUAAUGAUUCCAUUAUUGUCGAUGUGUGCCAAGGCCAAUACAAAUCAACUUUAGUCUGUCCCGUGUGCAAUAAAGUUUCUGUCACUUUUGAUCCCUUCAUGUAUCUCUCAUUACCACUCCAGUCAACCACCACCCGCACAAUGACAGUGACUGUUUUUACUAGUGAUGGAAGUAAGCGUCCAUCAACUUUUACUGUCACUGUACCAAAGCAGGGCCGGUGUAGGGAUCUAAUACAGGCACUUAACGGCACUUGUUCAUUGAGGCAUAGUGAGAAGCUCCUUUUGGCGGAGGUGCGAGACCAUUUGAUUCACAGGUUUCUGGAAGAUCCACUGAUAUCAUUGUCCACUAUAAAAGAUGAUGACCAUAUUGCUGCCUACAAAAUUCCAAAGUUGACAAAGAAUGCUAAAUAUCUUCAAUUAGUCCAUCGAAGCCAGGAACAGGUUACUAGUGAUGCCCACAUAAUGUCAGGAUGGAGACCUUUUGGAACUCCUCUAGUGUCGGUAGUCUCAUGUGAGGGCCCAGUGAAGAAGGACUGCCUUCAGAGAAUAGUCAAAAGAGCACUCUCUCCAUUGGCGAAGAUUGGGACUUUGAUGGAUACUGAUGUAUCUGAUUCUAGCAUGUCACAUGCAGGAGAAGAUCUUAAUCAUCACGACUCUUCUGCUGAAACUUGCACAAGUUCAUUGAAUAGCGAUGAUCCAAAAUCUAAAGCAAUGGAACCUUUUAAGUUGCCUCUUCAGUUGUUGAAUGAGGAAAAUGUUUGCAUCGAGUUAUCAAGCGGAGAAGAAGCUGUGAGACUACCACCAUCAACAUCAGUCCUAGUGUAUAUUGAUUGGUCUCAAAAGCUACUAAAGAAGUUCGAUACGGGUUACCUAGAAAACUUGCCUGAAGUUUUUAAAUCUGGGCCAGUGAUGAAAAAAGCUCGAACUGAGCCACUCUCCUUGUAUUCGUGUUUGGAGUCUUUUCUACGUGAAGAACCACUUGUUCCUGAAGAUAUGUGGUUUUGCCCUCAAUGCAAAGAACGGCGACAAGCCAGUAAAAAGCUUGACCUUUGGCGGCUUCCAGAAGUGUUGGUCAUCCAUCUUAAAAGAUUCUCAUACAGCCGGUCGAUGAAGCAUAAACUAGAAACAUUUGUCAACUUUCCAAUUCAUGAUUUUGACUUGACAAAUUAUGUUGCCAAUAAAAAUAACUCCCAACGGCAACUGUAUGAACUGUACGCUUUAACCAACCAUUAUGGUAGCAUGGGUAGUGGUCACUACACUGCACAUAUAAAGCUUAUCGACGAAAACAGGUGGUACAGUUUUGAUGAUAGUCACAUAUCACUUAUAAAUGAAGAAGAGGUGAAAUCAGCCGCUGCUUAUGUCCUCUUCUAUCGGCGGGUAAAGACAGAAGAUGUAUCACUUAGUAAUGGAGUCCAAUCAUGUGCCUCAACUCAGAAAUAGAUGUCACUGUUCACUGUGCUUAUUUUUCUUAAAAAUGGAAUUUCAGGUAUGAGUGCAUUGUAACUUUAUUGCAUAUAUACUCGCCACUCUUGUUCUGGUUUCAGUAAUUCCAGAAGCGAGUGAAUGCUAAAGAAACUGUCCACUACAAGUGGCUGUUUAGCAUGUGAACCUGUUGUGAAGUAAUGGAAAUCACAUGGGAUAUUUAUCCCCAUGUUUUUGUAAAAAAAAAAAAAAAAAAGCAAGGAAAGGACAGAAAUUUUAGAACCAGAAAUCUUAAAACUUUAUUUGAAAUCCUUCCUUUUAUACUAACGUACUAAA